CCGGGCGGGCGCAGGACGCGGCGGCGCGCGCGCGCGCGCGCUCCCUGUGCCCUCCUGGGUGACGUGCCGGGCCGAGGCCGCGCUAGGGCGCUGUAGCUGCCAGUGCCGCUGUCAUGGCGUCGGAGGCGCUGGCUGAGGAGAACCGGCCGCGGUCUCUAUAGAGCGAGGGGCGGGCGGCCGGGGAUGGAGAGCGGCCCCGAGAGCCUGCAGUCGCUAGAACACGGGGUGGCGGCUGGGCCAGCGCCAGGGACGGGUUCUCCGCCGGUGGGACGACAGGAGACCGAGCUCGCCGCUGGGGAUGGUCCUGGAGUAUGGGCGGCGGAGAGCGGCGGCGGCGGGAAUGGGCAGGGGGCGGCGGCCGCCGGGCGGAGCCUCCCGGACCCGGCUCCCUCGGGCUCGCCUCAAGUUCCCGAACCCUGCAGCUCCGUCCCGGGCUUGGACUUGAAGGAGAGCUCUUUGGAGAGCCCUGCUGCCGCGAAGGCGCCUAUGGGAGGGCAGCACAAGGUGACCGUCUCCCCGGAGCCCGCGGAGGCCGGAGCGGGCCGUGGGUUGGGUCCGGCCGGAGACACUGGCGCCCGCACGGAUCCCGUCGGCACCUGCCAGGCAGAGCUGGCGGCUGCCUGCGCCGAGGAGCCCAGCGGUGCCGGCGGCCUCAGCAGCAGUUGCAGCGACCCGAGCCCUCCUGGGGAAUCGCCGAGCCUGGGCUCCCUGGAGUCGUUCUCUAACCUGCACUCUUUCCCCAGUAGCUCCGAGUUCAAUAGUGAAGAGGGAGCAGAGAACAGGGUCCCAGAGGAGGAGGAGGGCGCGGCAGUGUUGUCCGGGGCUGCCCCUCUGUGCAGAGAGGAAGAGGAGGAGGAGGAGAACGCUCAGGUGUUGGCGGCUUCCAAGGAGCGCUUUCCGGGACAAUCUGUGUAUCACAUCAAGUGGAUCCAGUGGAAGGAAGAGAACACACCCAUCAUCACGCAGAAUGAGAAUGGACCCUGCCCAUUGCUGGCUAUCCUCAAUGUUUUGCUUCUGGCUUGGAAGGUGAAACUUCCACCGAUGAUGGAAAUCAUAACUGCUGAGCAGCUGAUGGAAUAUUUAGGAGAUUACAUGCUUGAUGCAAAGCCAAAAGAAAUUUCAGAAAUUCAACGUUUAAAUUAUGAACAGAAUAUGAGUGAUGCUAUGGCAAUUUUGCACAAACUACAGACAGGCCUAGAUGUAAAUGUACGAUUUACUGGUGUUCGAGUAUUUGAAUAUACACCGGAAUGCAUAGUAUUUGAUCUUCUUGAUAUUCCUUUGUACCACGGGUGGUUAGUAGAUCCUCAGAUUGAUGACAUUGUAAAAGCUGUUGGUAACUGCAGCUACAACCAACUAGUGGAGAAGAUCAUCUCUUGUAAGCAAUCAGACAAUAGUGAGCUGGUUAGUGAAGGCUUUGUGGCUGAGCAGUUUCUAAAUAAUACAGCCACCCAACUGACAUACCAUGGAUUAUGUGAAUUAACUUCAACGGUUCAAGAAGGAGAACUUUGUGUGUUCUUUCGAAAUAAUCAUUUUAGCACCAUGACCAAAUACAAGGGUCAACUGUAUUUGUUAGUAACUGACCAGGGAUUUCUUACUGAAGAAAAAAUUGUUUGGGAAAGCCUGCACAAUGUAGAUGGUGAUGGAAAUUUCUGUGACUCAGAAUUUCAUCUGCGGCCUCCUUCAGAUCCUGAAACUGUAUACAAAGGACAACAAGAUCAGAUAGACCAGGACUACCUUAUGGCAUUGUCUCUGCAACAAGAACAGCAGAACCAAGAGAUCAAUUGGGAACAAAUCCCAGAAGGAAUCAGUGAUUUGGAACUAGCAAAGAAACUCCAAGAAGAAGAGGAUAGGCGGGCUUCUCAAUACUAUCAAGAACAAGAACAAGCAGCAGCAGCUGCUGCUGCUGCUUCCUCCUCUACACAGGCACAGGUAUCAUCCUGCAAGUGCCUAGAGCGAAUGGAAGAAUGUUUGAGAAACAGCAGUCUCAGUAAAACUACAUCAGAAUUACAGAGAGAGGAGAGGCAGAGAGAGAGAGGUUCACUCUCCAAUUGGCCACAACGGCCUGAGCUGCGCCGAUCCAAAGCUGGAUGGGAAGUGGAGCAGCCAGGUCUCGAACCGGCGCCUAUAUGGGAUACCGUCGCUUCAGUUGGUUCUCACAAGAGCUCCCCUAGAGCUCAGAUUUCAAAGCUAGGUUGAAGCCUGAGCUCACAAAUAGAUCUGGAAGAAGACGAAUCUAGACCAGGUAUGUGUCCAAAUUAUGACUCAACUUUUUCUGUCACAUCUAUUGAAAUCUUCAAUAUUAGGCCUAUUAACCAUAUCUUUACUCACUAGCCUUAUAGGACUUCUGUACUCCUAAAUCCUCAUCAUUAAAAUGGAAUCAAUAGUUUCUACAUCUUAGAAUUAUUGUGAAGAUUGUAAUUCAUAUAUAUAUAAUAAAGUACCAUAUAUAUAAUAAAUGCUGAAUAAAUUAUAACAGGUGGUUAAUACCAAAUUAGAGAACUAAAUAACUUUUUCUUCUGCAGCAAGCCAAGAAUUUUAAAUGAGAAACCUUCACCUGGGGAUUAGAAUGGCCACUUAAGCCUUAUAAAAACAUUUUUCUAUUAUAUCCUCUUAUAGUGCUGUUCCCACCAAGAGGCUGUGAUGAACUUAGACUCAGAAGGGCCCCAGGUGAAAAACAUGGACAAAAUAAAACUUUAGAGGCCGAUGUUGUGCAGUGGGUUAAGCCACCACUUGUGUUGCUGGCAUCUCAUUUUGGUUCAAGUUCUAGCUGCUCUGCUGCUUAUCCAGCUUCCUGCUAAUGCGUUUGGGAAGGCCACAAAAAAUGGCCUAAGUAUUUGGGCCUCUGAGACCUAUGUGGGACACCAGGAUGAUGGAGUUCCUGGUUCCUGGCUUUGGCCUGGAAGAGAAAGGAAGACCUUUCUCUUUCUCUCUCUCUCUUUCUCACUGUCCACUCUGCCUGUCAAAAAAAAAAAAAAAAAAAAAGGCCGGCGCCGUGGCUCACUAGGCUAAUCCUCCGCCUAGCGGAGCCGGCACACCGGGUUCUAGUCCCGGUUGGGGCGCCGGAUUCUGUCCCGGUUGCCCCUCUUCCAGGCCAGCUCUCUGCUGUGGCCAGGGAGUGCAGUGGAGGAUGGCCCAGGUGCUUGGGCCCUGCACCCCAUGGGAGACCAGGAAAAGCACCUGGCUCCUGGCUCCUGCCAUCGGAUCAGCGCGGUGCGCCGGCUGCAGCGCGCCGGCCGCGGCGGCCAUUGGAGAGUGAACCAACGGCAAAGGAAGACCUUUCUCUCUGUCUCUCUCUCUCACUGUCCACUCUGCCUGUCAAAAAAAAAAAAAAAAAGAUGCAGGCUAUAUUUGACUGGAAUUUUGGCAUAGGGAAGUACAGGAAAUCCUUUAAAGUCUGCUUCUAGGACUUAGUAUUUGAAACUUCAGGACUAGAAUCUUCCAUUAAAGGGACAGAGGUUAUGACUUAAAAAUUUCUGAGGCUUCUUUUGCUUUCUUUUCUUUUUCAAGAUUUAUUUAUUAGUUUGAAAGUCAGAGUUACACAGAGAGAUAUACUUAUCAAUCUAUACUAUUUAAUACACCUAUCAAUAAACUUAAGACCACUACUAAAUGUGACUUAACUACUUAACUUAGCUACUUAGCUUAACGUAACUACUUAGCUUAAUUACUUUGCUUAACAUAACUACUUAUCUUCUACUUAACUUACUUACUAUAAUAACACUUAACUAUCAGAGUAACACUAUUUCUUUAAUGACUAGAGGACUACUGGAAUCAAUACCAUUAAUAUCAAUAUCAAUACUACUUGAAAUUAUUCAUUAAUAACUGAUCACAGUAUACAGUGUUAAAGUACUUUGAGGGCUAUCCAAUUAUAAUAGUAUAUGUACACCAAGGUCUCCAGCAUUAUUUGCAGAUACCUUGCAUAGGGUCAAAAUAUAGGGUCAAAGCAUAGUUAUAUUACACAUGAUGACUAACAUUAUUUGUAAAAACUGCGUUUUCAAGGCUUGUGUCACGGUCACAAAAAAGAGUGUCAGUGUUCAAGGUCCAGAGCUCCUCAUCUUGGCAGAGACAGAUCUCGGAUCAGUCACUUACAGGCAGGAAGUCAUGGGAAGGCUGUCACUCUGGGCAGUAGGCUCAAGGUUCCCAGGCAGAUGGCAAGGAGAGAAGUUGGAGAGGUCCCCUGCUGAGAGGCCUGAUCCGGCUUUGUGGUCAGGUCUGGCAGUAAGCUGAUAAGGGGUCCAGGCAAGGCGGUGAGGUGGCAUCUCGGCUAGAGUUUUGAUCCCGUCAUUGCCUUGGGUCACUUAGCAAGGGGGCUAGCGAGCUGGCUCUUCAGCUCCACGUGCAAGAAGAUCCAGAGGUUCACAUGCACUGGGCCCUUUGUCCGUUGUCGGCUUGUGCCACUAUCUGCUCCAUGCAGAGUAACGGGCUGCCUCUUCCGCUCCAGAUGUGUGUAGAUCCAGAGGUUCACACACACUGGGCCAUGAUCCCCAAGAGGAUGGAGAGCGGUGCAAGGCUCCCCUUUUUAUCCUCACUUUCUGGCAGUCCUCCAGCUUGCCGUCUUCCGAGUUGUUAUCCAAUCAAUGCUGUUUCCUCCUUGCUUGCAGUUGAACAGUCCAGUCAAUACUGUUCCCGCCUUACUUAUGUUUGAACAGUCCAGUCAGCAUGGGUAUGAGGGUAUUGUCCGUAGUACACUGUUAUCUGACUGACCAGAGAUGUCUGCUUGGUAAUGAUUAGGAGCAUCUCCCUAACAGCCAUUUAGGUAUUGCCUCAGCUCCUGACUUAUUAUGAAUAACUCCACUUUACUUUUAUUUUGUGGCUAGUGGUAACUUUUUAACUCAAUGUUUUACUGUGGGGUUUCCACAGUUCACCUCCUUUUCAGGUAAGCAGUGGUCUGUGACUCUUUUUGAGACUCCUGAGGGAUUCCCCACAAGGAGCCAGGAGCUUCUUCUGGGUCUCCCAUGCAGGUGCAGGGGCCCAAGGACUUGGGCCAUCCUCUACUGCUUUCCCAGGCUACAGCAGAGAGCUGGAUCGGAAGAGGAGCAGCAGGGACUAGAACUGGUGCCCAUAUAGGAUGCCGGCGCUUCAGGCCAGGGUGUUAACCC
This is a messenger RNA of Oryctolagus cuniculus (rabbit), 5096 nucleotides long. It is a transcript of the gene MINDY2, whose product is annotated as MINDY lysine 48 deubiquitinase 2. Gene Ontology annotation, biological process: protein K48-linked deubiquitination. The record is from RefSeq and is a predicted model, not a curated record. Gene Ontology annotation, cellular component: cytosol; cell periphery. Lineage: Eukaryota; Metazoa; Chordata; Mammalia; Lagomorpha; Leporidae. Gene Ontology annotation, molecular function: cysteine-type carboxypeptidase activity; K48-linked deubiquitinase activity; cysteine-type deubiquitinase activity.